AUGGACGCCCCAAGAAAAGUGGUCAAUUUCGGGCCCGGGCCCGCCAAGCUGCCGCGCUCGGUAUUGUUAGAGAUACAAAAAGAAUUAUUAGACUACAAAGGCGUCGGGAUUAGUGUUCUCGAAAUGAGCCACCGGUCAGCAGAUUUCGCUAAGAUUCUUAACAACACAGAGAAUCUUGUGCGGGAAUUGCUAACUGUUCCAGACAACUACAAGGUGAUUUUUGUGCAAGGAGGUGGGUCUGGCCAGUUCAGUGCUGUCCCCUUAAACCUGAUUGGACUGAAAGCAGCAAGGUGUGCCGACUAUGUGGUGACAGGAGCUUGGUCAGCGAAAGCUGCAGAAGAAGCCAAAAAGUUUGGGACUGUGAACAUCGUCCACCCUAAACUUGGGAGUUAUACAAAGAUCGCAGACCCAAGCACCUGGACUCUCAGCCCGGAAGCUUCUUACGUGUAUUACUGUGCCAACGAGACGGUGCACGGCGUGGAGUUUGACUUUGUCCCCGACGUGAAGGGGGCAGUGCUGGUUUGCGACAUGUCCUCCAACUUCCUAUCCAGGCCAGUGGACGUUUCCAAGUUUGGGGUGAUCUUCGCUGGCGCGCAGAAGAACGUCGGCUCCGCGGGGGUCACAGUGGUGAUCAUCCGAGAUGACCUGCUGGGCUUCGCCCUCCGAGAGUGCCCCUCGGUGCUGGAGUACAAAGUGCAGGCCGGGAACAACUCCCUGUACAACACGCCUCCCUGCUUCAGCAUCUAUGUUAUGGGCUUGGUCCUGGAGUGGAUUAAGAACAACGGCGGUGCAGCAGCCAUGGAGAAGCUCAGCUCCAUCAAAUCGCGGAUGAUUUAUGAUGUCAUUGAUAAUUCUGAAGGAUUUUAUGUGUGUCCGGUAGAGCCCCAGAACAGAAGCAAGAUGAAUAUUCCGUUCCGCAUUGGCAACGCCAAAGGAGACGACGCUUUAGAGAAAAGAUUCCUCGAUAAGUCCCUGGAGCUCAAUAUGAUCUCCUUGAAAGGGCACAGGUCUGUGGGAGGCAUCCGGGCCUCUCUGUACAAUGCCGUCACGAUCGAGGAUGCUCAGGAGCUGGCAGCCUUCAUGAAGAAAUUUUUGGAGAUGCAUCAGCUGUGA
Pipistrellus nathusii (Nathusius's pipistrelle) is the source of this 1113-nucleotide messenger RNA. Lineage: Eukaryota; Metazoa; Chordata; Mammalia; Chiroptera; Vespertilionidae. The record is from the annotation of a GenBank genome assembly.